CCCGCCGAGGGCUUUGCGCCGGGUGCUGGGGAGAUGCUGAGCCUCAUGGAGGUCGGCGGGUCCUUGCUGGAGCGGGUGGCCGUUGGAAACCCUAUCUCCCUGCUGCUGGCCGCCUCUGCCUUCGCACUGAGCCUCGGUUACCUAUUCCAGCUGGGCUACCGGCGACACAUCGCGUCCGAUCGGAGGAAAUACCCACCUUAUAUUCCAUCCAGCAUCCCUUUCCUUGGACAUGCAGUUGCCUUUGGAAAAAGUCCCAUUGAAUUUCUGGAAAAUGCUUAUGACAAGUACGGACCUGUAUUCAGUUUCACUAUGGUUGGCAAGACAUUCACAUACUUACUGGGUAGUGAUGCUGCUGCUCUCCUCUUCAACAGUAAAAAUGAAGAUCUAAAUGCAGAGGAUGUCUACUCUCGCUUAACCACGCCGGUGUUUGGCAAGGGAGUUGCUUACGACGUCCCCAACGCGAUAUUUUUGGAACAGAAGAAGAUGCUCAAAACUGGGCUAAAUAUUGCCCAGUUUAAACAGCACGUGACUGUGAUUGAAGAAGAAACAAAGGAGUAUUUCAAAGCCUGGGGAGAGAGUGGAGAGAAAAACCUGUUUGAAGCCCUUUCAGAGCUGAUCAUUUUGACAGCAAGUCACUGCUUGCAUGGGAAGGAGAUCAGAAGCCUGCUGACUGCCAAGGUGGCUCAGCUCUACGCUGAUCUGGAUGGGGGCUUCACUCAUGCUGCCUGGCUGCUGCCAGGCUGGCUGCCUUUGCCCAGCUUCAGGCGCCGAGACCGAGCGCACAGAGAGAUCAAGAACAUUUUCUACAAGGUCAUCCAGAAACGCCGAGAGUCCGAGGAAAAGGAGGAUGACAUGCUCCAAACGCUGCUUGAUGCUGCCUACAAGGAUGGCCGGCCGCUGACGGAUGAUGAGAUUGCCGGGAUGCUCAUCGGGCUGCUGCUGGCAGGGCAGCACACAUCCUCUACCACCAGUGCCUGGCUUGGCUUCUUCAUAGCCAGGGACAAAGCCAUCCAGGAGCAGUGCUAUGCAGAGCAAAAAGCAGUCUGUGGGGAUGACUUGCCACCCUUAACUUAUGACCAGCUGAAGGAUCUUAGUUUGCUGGAUCGCUGUCUAAAAGAAACUUUAAGGCUUAGACCUCCUAUCAUGACCAUGAUGAGAAUGGCCAAGACUCCCCAGACUGUUGCUGGAUAUGACAUUCCCCCCGGCCAUCAGGUCUGUGUGUCUCCCACUGUUAACCACAGACUGAGGGACUCCUGGAAAGAUGCUCUGGACUUCAAGCCUGACCGGUACCUGCAAGAGAACCCAGCAGCUGGGGAGAAGUUUGCAUAUGUUCCAUUUGGUGCUGGCCGUCACCGCUGCAUUGGAGAGAACUUUGCUUACGUGCAGAUUAAGACCAUUUGGUCCACUCUGCUUCGCCUGUACGAGUUUGACCUUGUCAAUGACUAUUUCCCAACCAUAAAUUACACCACGAUGAUCCACACCCCCAAUAACCCCAUUAUCAGGUACAAGAGGAGGUCACUGUAAAUUGGGGAGCUCAAGGUGUCACUUACUUAAGUUGUGUCAACUAACAAAACAGACUUUUGAAUAAAACCCUGACAAAAUGAGUGGCAAAUGGAAACUUUGGUGCCUGCAGGUAGGAAAACAACCACAACACUCUACCAAGUGCAGACAGUUUGGGCAUCUGGUUUGUCUGUUUGCCCCUAGCCUUGAAUGGUG
Molecule: messenger RNA, 1716 nt
Organism: Dryobates pubescens (Downy woodpecker)
Lineage: Eukaryota; Metazoa; Chordata; Aves; Piciformes; Picidae
Product: lanosterol 14-alpha demethylase
Exons: 10
Coding region: 34-1524 (496 amino acids)
Molecular function (GO): monooxygenase activity; oxidoreductase activity, acting on paired donors, with incorporation or reduction of molecular oxygen; iron ion binding
Source: RefSeq, a predicted model, not a curated record